Molecule: messenger RNA, 1331 nt
Organism: Amphibalanus amphitrite
Lineage: Eukaryota; Metazoa; Arthropoda; Thecostraca; Balanomorpha; Balanidae
Product: UPF0389 protein GA21628-like
Exons: 2
Coding region: 243-785 (180 amino acids)
Source: RefSeq, a predicted model, not a curated record
GACAUAAAGGAACAAAUCAACUACUUCGUUUGAUUUCGGGGACGUUCGCGCUUCGCUAGCCUCGUCAUUUUGAACACCUAUCCAUUGUUGACAUAUGCGGCAAAAUAUUAGGUAAGAUAGGCUCGAGCUCGAGACCGCUAUUUCUUUUUAUAGUUUCAUGCUCAUCAAAAUUUUUAAUUUGUUUGUAAAGGCUGCUGGUCGCUAUUCUGCUCUAUGAGCAACUGAUAUAUCGAUUUCUCGUAAUGCCUGCUCAAGCACUAUUUACCAGUUUCCUGCCGCUGCAGCUUAAAACUAUGGCAAGUUUGAGGAAUGGUCUCAAUUGUGGGAGACUGAUAAGACCCCAUCUUCAACCAAAGAGCAUAACUACUUUUGCAUCAAGUCAAUCAAAGAUAAAGGAUGUCACAGAGUCAGCAGAAGGUGAUAAUUCAAGAGAAAAGCCUGAGCCAUCUGCACAAGACACCAGCCAGAAGAUGGUGCGUGCACAGUACAUUGACAAGAAGUCACUAGUCUGGGAUAAGCGCUACAAGUCUGUCGAAGACGUACCCGAGAUGCUGCCCUACCAGACGAUCGUACAGGCGCGCAACCGGUUCCGCAUCCGCGCCAACCUGGUCAUGAUCGGCCUGACGGUGAUGGCCGCCCUCGCCAUGGUCUACACGGGCAAGGAGCGCGCCAGGGCCGGCGACACGGUGGAGAAGCGCACCCUGGAGCGCCACCGCCAGCUGCGCGCGCAAAAGGCCGAGGAGGAUCGAGCGGCGCAGGCCGCCGCCACCUCUGCGGACAAGUAGGCCGUGCGGCGGUCUUCGGCUGUGGCUCGUAGAGCGCGGGCGUUUGGUUUGGUUUGUAUGCUGACAGUAAGACGGUGACGCUGGCCGAUUUGUUCGUAUGUCAUGAGGUGGGGGUGAUGAACGAGUGCAAAGUCACCUUAUACUCGCCAUGUUUGCUGGUGCCUAUUUUAGCUGUGCAGGAGACGUCCGGCAGGGGAGGCGUGUUGCGAAUGUUGACUUGAUCAGGGACUAUUUCACGCAGUGCAGACUUCCGAGAGUUUUAGUUCUUCUUGCAUUACUGUGGGGCAUUGUCAUGCCGCCAGUUUGUACCCAGAUGAGGCAUGGCUUGAGCUCGAUACGAACUCAAUGGUUAAACACAGGUCUAGCUUCAGUCGACGAUUGCGCGUAAUACGCGAUUGUGAUGGCCAUGUUUUUAUGGUAGUUUUGUGAUGUUCCCGUUUGUAUUUAAUUGUGCUAAAAUCGUGUGACUGCUGCUUUCCAUGCGAGAUGAUUGACAAAUGUGCGUGUAAGAUGCAUUGAAAAUAGAUCAGUCUUCAAAGAGGUAAA